CAAGCUUUGGGAUUUGCCUAGUGUAGGUAUUAGAAUUGCCUUCUUAGUAUUGUCCUUGGUUAAUUGAUGUCCUUUUGCCAGUGUCCUGAAGACGAGCAGAGAAUUAUAGCCAUCUGGCAAGGGAGACUGGGGAGAGCUGACGUUGUCCCUCUCCACUGUCUACACACACACACACACACACACACACGCACGCACACACGCGGUGAUACAAAUACCUAUUCGAGCUCCUCAGUGAUUCUCUCCCGGGAGCUGGAAGCAGCCGUACAGGAUGAAGGAGGGAACUGGAGGAGGAGAUCUUGUAAGGAAGAAGACAGAUUCUGUUCUGUCAAGUCCCUCUGAGUGUGUGUAAGAGCAAGUCAGAGGAGAGAGAGAGAGGAGAAGGCAGAGGGAGAGAGGGGGAGAGGGGAUCUGUUGCAGGCAGGGGAAGGCGUGACCUGAAUGGAGAAUGCCAGCCAAUUCCAGAGUCACACAGGGACCUCAGAACAAAGAUAAGGCUGAUACCACACUGGGGACGAGCUCGCGGACAGUCAGGCCAAGGGGACCAGGCAGCCAAGAGCACUCAAGGCAGGAAAAUGAGGUGGCUCCUUCUUUCUCAUGCUCUGUGCUUCUCCUUGCUGAAGGCCUCAGCCCACCUUGUGGAGCUUAACAACAUGUUUGGCCAGAUCCAGUCUCCUGGCUAUCCGGACGCCUAUCCAAGUGAUUCAGAGGUGACUUGGAAUAUCACUGUCCCAGAGGGAUUUCGAAUCAAGCUUUACUUCAUGCACUUCAACUUGGAAUCCUCCUACCUUUGUGAAUACGACUAUGUGAAGGUAGAAACUGAAGACCAGGUUUUGGCAACCUUCUGUGGCAGGGAGACCACGGACACAGAACAAACCCCUGGCCAGGAAGUGGUCCUCUCCCCCGGCUCCUUUAUGUCCAUCACUUUCCGGUCAGAUUUCUCCGAUGAAGAGCGAUUCACAGGAUUUGAUGCCCACUACAUGGCUGUGGACGUGGACGAGUGCACAGAGCGGGAGGACGAGGAGCUGUCCUGUGACCACUACUGCCACAACUACAUCGGCGGCUACUACUGCUCCUGUCGCUUCGGAUACAUCCUCCACACGGACAACAGGACGUGCCGAGUGGAGUGCAGUGACAACCUCUUCACCCAGCAGACCGGCGUGAUCACCAGCCCCGACUUCCCCAACCCUUACCCCAAGAGCUCUGAAUGCCUCUACACCAUUGAGCUAGAGGAGGGUUUCAUGAUCAGCCUGCAGUUUGAGGACAUUUUUGACAUUGAGGACCAUCCUGAGGUGUCCUGCCCCUAUGACUACAUCAAGAUUAAAGCUGGUCCAAAAGUUCUGGGGCCCUACUGUGGAGAGAAAGCCCCAGAACCCAUCAAUACCCAGAGCCACAGCGUACAGAUCCUAUUCCGCAGUGACAACUCGGGGGAGAACCGGGGCUGGAGGCUGUCAUACAGGGCAACAGGGAAUGAGUGCCCCAAGUUGCAGCCUCCUAUCCAUGGGAAAAUCGAACCCUUGCAAACCACAUAUUCCUUCAAAGACCAGGUGCUCAUCAGCUGUGACACAGGCUACAAAGUGCUGAAGGAUAACGUGGAGAUGGACACAUUCCAGAUGGAGUGUCUGAAGGAUGGCACGUGGAGUAAUAGGAUUCCCACCUGUAAAAUUGCGGACUGUGGCACCCCGGCAGAGCUGGAAAACGGAGUGGUCACCUUCUCCACCAGGAACAACCUCACCACAUACAAGUCUGAGAUCAGAUACUCCUGCCAGAGGCCCUACUACAAGAUGCUGCACAAUAUCACAGGUGUAUAUACCUGUUCUGCCCAAGGAGUCUGGAUGAAUGAAGUCCUGGGGAGAAGCCAGCCCACCUGCCUGCCAGUGUGUGGGACCCCCACGUUCUCCCGGAAUCUGUUGGCCAGGAUCAUCAACGGACGCCCCGUCCAGAAGGGCACCACCCCCUGGGCUGCUAUGUUGUCACACCCGGACGGGCAGCCCUUCUGUGGGGGCUCCCUGCUAGGCUCCAAAUGGAUUGUGACUGCGGCUCACUGCCUCCACGAAGUGCUGGAUUCAGAGGACGUAACUCUUCAUCAUUUGGAGUUGCUCAGCCCCUCUGCCUUCAAAAUCAUCGUGGGCAAGCUUCGGAGGACCCAGUCAGAUGAGAAUGAACAGAGUCUCAGCGUCAAACAAGUCUUUCUCCAUCCCCUGUAUAACCCCAACACUUACGAGAAUGACGUCGCUCUGGUGGAGCUGUCGAGGGGCCCGGUGCUCAAUGACUUUGUGAUGCCCAUCUGUCUACCCCAGGGGCCACCGGAGGAAGGAGCCAUGGUCAUCGUCAGUGGCUGGGGGAAGCAGUUCUUGCAAAGGUUCCCAGAGACCCUGAUGGAGAUCGAAAUCCCAAUUGUUGACUACCACAUCUGUCGGGAGGCCUAUGCUCCACUGAAGAAAAAAGUGACCAGAGACAUGAUCUGUGCCGGGGAGAAGGAAGGGGGCAGGGAUGCCUGUGCGGGUGACUCUGGAGGGCCCAUGGUGACACUGGAUAGAAAGAGAGGCCAGUGGUACCUGGUGGGCACAGUGUCCUGGGGCGUGGACUGCGGAAAGAAGGACCGCUACGGAGUGUAUUCAUACAUCUUCCACAACAAGGCCUGGAUCCAGACGGUCACCGGCGUGAGCAAUUGAGUUCAGUUCCUCACCCUCCGCCUCACCUGCCCAUGGUCAGUCAGCAGCAGAGGACAAUUAUCUGAUGCCAGACGUCCCUCACCCUACAUGCAUCUCAUUCAGCCCACCUAUUACUGGCCAAUUAAGGGGACAUCUCAGCCAGCUUCUCACUCUCCUUCAAGAAGCAGAGUAGCAAAGUGAUCAGAACCCAGAUUAUAUCACCUACUAGCUUUGUAACACUGGGCAGGUGACUUCACCUCUUUGAGCCUCAGUUUCUUCAUCCCUAUGAUGGACACGGCCUGCCUUACCUCCUCAGAAAAGUAUGAUGAAGACAAAAUUUAUUUCAUAGCACUUAGCACAGUGCAGGUAUAAACUAAGUGCCCAAUAAAUGUGACUUAGUGGAAGGCCAGUGUGUCUACCAGGCACACUGCGUUCGCUUAUAAAUCCUGGCUGGGCCUUAGGGUUGAUCAAGUGUGUACCUGUCCCCUCAACCUUGACCAUCGCCUUCGCCUGCCCCCAAAUGCUCUAUGCUUCUUUGCUGCCACGCAUUUCCCAACCCCAGUUCCCACCCCUCUCCAUGAAAAGGUGAAAGAGACAGCCUUAGUCUCUGCAGGUCCCACAGUGAUGCACUUACGACUGAGCUGGAUACCGAACUGUGAUAGUGCCUGAGAGAAGUAGAGACAGGGAGGGGGAGACUGGGAACCAGCUCUGCCCCCAGCUCCCUGUGACUCUACGCAAGUCCCUUCCCCUCAUCCCAACAAAGACCCUCGCAGCUCUGACAGUCAAGGAUCCAACAAAGCCAUUUCUCCCUGAUGAGAUGAGUUAAAGCCAAAAUUACCAAAAGGUCAAAAAGGCCCAAUAAGAGCUUUGAAGUGAAAGUGUUAGUCGCUCAGUCAUGUCCAACUCGUCGUGACCCCAUGGGCUGUAGCCACCAGGCUCCUCUGUCUAUGGGAUGCUCCAGGCAAGAAUACUGGAGUGGGUAGCCAUUCCCUUCUCCAGGGGAUCUUCCUGAUCCGGGAAUUGAACCCAGGUCUCCUGCAUUGCAGGCAGAUUCUUUACCACUUGAGCCACCAGAACCCAGUAGAGCUUUGAUGCAGACCAAAUCCUGCUGCUACUGCAACACCCACCCCGUGUACCACACCCUAGCUCCCCAGGAUGUAGCCCAGGCAAAGUGCAAGACUAGGGGCCUUUUCUUAUUCCUAAGCAGAGUCUCUGUUCUAGGUACCCACCUCCUUUUCUUCCUGGGAACCUGGCAUGAGGUAGGCCCUGGGAGGCCAGACUCAGGCCUCUUACUCUCCCUCCCUGUGUCCACAGCUGACUCCAAGCACCGUUCCCCUGAUUCCUCACCCCUGUUCUUCAACCAGAACACACCAGCCCUACAGGGUCAUAAAAUCUUCCCGAGCAGAAUGCCUCUUCCCUUCAGGAGCCACCUUCUCUCUCAGGAAGAUUCCAGGGCCCUCAUCCCCUCCAGAACUCUCAGAGGCGAGCCCUUCAAGGGAUCAGAAGCCCCAAGUCCUGUCUUCUGUUCUGUCUUCAGUUCUGUUCCAAAAUUGGUCUUCAUGGGAGAUUUUAGUUGUUGACCGGCACUGCAGCUGCCGGAGUCAUUCAAGGUCUCUUGCCGGAAGAAGAUACCGAGGAAUGAGAACUUAUGAACACUAAGCCCAAGGCUGAUCACUCAGGGACAGCAACUUACAGCCUGCUUUUGAUUCUCUGAGCAGGUCAUUCUACCUCUCUGCACCCUGCUGGUUGUUCUGUACACAGAAGGUGGCCUUCAUACUCAAUCCCACCAGACAUUUGUCAAGCAAACUGGAGCUCUAUUUUAGACACCAAAGAAGAAUCACAAUGCAAAGUUUUGGAAUGACCCUAAAGCAUUCCAAACAUCAUGCCUGCUCAUUUCACAGCACUGCCUGAGUGCCCCCCCUGUGCCAGGCUGUCAUGACUGCUAUGGGUACCACCAUGAUGAAGGGAACAUGAUUCAUGCUUUCCAGGAGCUCCUGCAGGAAGAACUGACACCUCCACAAGUAUCCACCAUGACAGAAUGAACCCAACCAAGUGCUGUGUGUCAGAACAGCACAGAGGGAAAGAAAGGCUAUUCCUGUAUGCAGGCAUUGGAGGAGGGGACAUCGGGAAAGCAGCUCAGAGGAGACGGUGUUGGAGCUCCACCUUGAAGAAGGUGCGCAUUUCUACAGCUAAGACAAAAGGAGGGCUUCUAGACACAACAACAAGAGCACAUAUCCAUUCUUCUCUCAUAAAAAUGACGUGUCCUGCAGACCAGUGCUCUGACUCUAGAAUCAAAGUCAAUAUCUAGAAUAACCUUUUCCCUUAAAUUCAAGCAACUCUGGGACUUGAAGCAGCCUCAAAAUUUGUGUACAAAUGCCAAUUUCUGGCUGGACCAGUUUAUCUUGUUUAUUCUAAUUGCAACUUCAUCUUUAUCUAAGGGAUGUCUAGAUGUGUUGCUGGACUUUACCUUACCCUUGAUCUAUGAGCAUUUACUAGAUAUACCAGCCCCUGCACUGCUGCGAAGGUCCAAGAAACCCAAAUGUCUCACAAGGUUGUAGAAGCAGAGGGUUGGAGGGUCUGUUAGGAUCAUAUUGUCUAACCCUAUGACCUCAUUCUUGAGCAUAUCUAAAUAUGUGACACUAGCUACCUCCAAAUAUAGCCAAUUUCAACUUCAAAAUGCAGUUUUAUCUCUUAGAAAGGUCUCUCUUCUAUGCAACCACAAUUCACCUCCCAGAGAAUAGUUAGUAUAUACUAUCUGAAGCUAUGAUUCUGUGCCGUGAAUGUUGUUAUUAGCAAUAAUGAUCAUGCCCAAUUUCACUGGAAACAGAAACUGUUGCUCUACAACAUGUGUAGCUGUAACUGCACGUUUGUUCCAAUAAACAUCUGUAUUGCAUC
Molecule: messenger RNA, 5546 nt
Organism: Cervus elaphus (red deer)
Lineage: Eukaryota; Metazoa; Chordata; Mammalia; Artiodactyla; Cervidae
Gene: MASP1
Product: MBL associated serine protease 1
Exons: 16
Coding region: 573-2672 (699 amino acids)
Biological process (GO): complement activation; zymogen activation
Cellular component (GO): extracellular region; blood microparticle
Molecular function (GO): calcium ion binding; serine-type endopeptidase activity
Source: RefSeq, a predicted model, not a curated record